AUUCAUGCUUUAAAUGCUGACAGAGAUGAAUUGGUUCAAGAAAAUACAUGUUUAAGAAAUAGAAAUCAAGAAUUUGAAACAGAUAAUAAUCAGAUUCGUGCAACAAAUGAAAAUUUAACGCGAUUAAAUGACGCGUUAAAAAUUGUUUUGAGAGAUGCUGAAGAUGAAAGAGACCAUUAUAGAGCUGCUAAUAUCAAAGAAUUUGAAGAUUUUAUUUCGAAUUAUAUUUUUGGGUUGUUCGAUAAUAUUGGAACAUUGUUUCGAUUUAAUAAUCAAUACACAACAACUAUU
Racocetra persica is the source of this 291-nucleotide messenger RNA. Lineage: Eukaryota; Fungi; Glomeromycota; Glomeromycetes; Diversisporales; Gigasporaceae. The record is from the annotation of a GenBank genome assembly.